Messenger RNA from Cladophialophora psammophila CBS 110553, 1473 nucleotides. Its product is annotated as betaine-aldehyde dehydrogenase. Bases 1 to 1473 code for a protein of 490 amino acids. The transcript has a single exon. The record is from RefSeq and is a predicted model, not a curated record. Lineage: Eukaryota; Fungi; Ascomycota; Eurotiomycetes; Chaetothyriales; Herpotrichiellaceae. Gene Ontology annotation, molecular function: aldehyde dehydrogenase (NAD+) activity.
AUGGCUGAUCUUCCUGAACACCUUGCCAAAGUGCUGCCUCAACAACGUGAUCUAUUCUACGCGGGAAAGUUCCAGGCGCCCGAGUCGCCCAAGAACUAUGUUGAAACGUACAAUCCAGCCACCGGCAAGGCCAUCACUAAAGUUGCGCAGGCAACUGCGACCGACACCGAGGCAGCCAUCAAAGCGGCGCACGAAGCCUUUCCCGCGUGGCGCGAUACUCGCCCUGAAAAGAGGCGAGAAUACCUACAGAAAGCCGCCGCUAUCGUGCGGAUGCACGCACGACAGCUUGCCUUGAUUGAUUCCAUUAACACGGGGAAUCCUUUCAAGGAGAUGAUACCAGAUGCAAUUACCGCCGCCGACGCUUUAGACUACUUUGCCGGACUGAUUCCCAUGGUUAAAGGUGAGACUGUGCCAAUGGGGCCCGAAGGGUUCCAUUAUACUUUGCGAGAACCGUUGGGUGUCGUGGCGAGGAUCGUUGCAUACAAUCAUCCGAUCAUGUUCUGUGCGCAGAAAAUGGCCGCUCCCUUGGCAGCAGGAAACACGGUCAUAAUGAAGCCCGCCGAACAAGCACCGCUCUCUGCUCUAUAUCUAGCGGAACUUCUCCAUGGCGUUUUCCCACCAGGUGUGGUCUCGAUUGUUAACGGCGGUGUUGACAGUGGAGUCACAUUGUCAACCCACCCGCUGGUGAAAAUGAUUACGCUCAUUGGCAGCGUGCCCACCGGCAAGGCUAUCUACAAGAGUGCCUCGAGCACGUUAAAACCUCUGCUUUUUGAACUUGGCGGCAAGAAUGCCCUUGUUGCCUAUCCGGACGCCGACCUUGAUAAACUUGUCGACGGUAUCACUCGAGGAAUGAACUAUCUGUGGGCCGGUCAGUCUUGUGGCUCUACAUCUCGUGUGUUCCUUCACGAGUCCCUUCAUGACGAAGUUCUGGAGCGCGUCGUUCAAAGAGUUAAGCAAUCAUUUGUUCCUGGCGACCCCACCGAUGAGAAAACCACCAUGGGUCCAUUGAUUUCUCCAGCAGCGCUGGAACGUGUCAAAGGAUUCUGCAGGGAUGCUGUUGCCGAAGGCGCCCGGCUCGUCCUCGGAGGCAAGCAGCCGGAGCAGAUGAAAGAGGGGAAUUUCUUUGAACCGACAAUCUUCGCGGACGUGACACCUGAGAUGCGGAUUGCCAAAGAAGAAGUUUUCGGUCCUAUUCAGAGUAUCUUCAAGUGGAAGGACGAGGAGGACAUGUGGAAGAUUGUGAACAGCACAAACUAUGGCCUCACAGGGGCCGUGUACACGAGCGACCUCAAGACCGCACAAAAAGCGGUGAGUAGGUUUGAGACGGGUUAUGUCUGGGUGAACAACGUGGCAAAACAUUAUCUGAACAUGCCUUUCGGAGGACAGAAGAACUCUGGUCUAGGAAGAGAGGAGUGCUUCGACGAAUUGAUCGCCUUCACUCAACAGAAAGCUGUCAAUAUGUCAUUGGCCUGA